UUUCUUCAGCCAUGGUGAAGUGUAUGUGAAUAUCUGUUAGAAUGCUGUUGAUGAUUAUAUUUGAAAUGUUUUACACGUGUGUUACGGUGAUGUUUAUGGGAUUUUACGUGUGUUACUAUCUCACCAAAUGUAAACGACCCUGCAUUCAUGCGUCUCCCUCAUCGCAACUAGCACUGAAAUUAUCGGAAUGUUGCUCCGUUCUCUCAGAAGUUUUCUACCCCAGUUUCCUAUUUGCUCAGCCAGACCUACAAUCGCUCACUACGGAGCUGUCAGACCUGCUGAUCAAAACCAAACUCGCCACCAGAACCUCCACAAUUCAUCUUCCGGACGGAGGAGAGAUAUCGUACACGGAACCUACUGAAGAAUGUGGAGUAGAUAAGAAGUUGAUAUUCAUCAUAGUUCCUGGGUACACAGGGGACCACAAAAGUCCAUACAUCCUACAACUUGCAGAGACUCUUGCUGAUGCCAAUGUUUGGCCGAUAAUAUUCACUGACAGAGGUAAAGGUGGUAUGAGUAUGAAGACAGCUAAAUUCUUCAGUGCAGGAUAUAACGACGGUCUAGCAGCGUUGCUGGACAUUGUAUUAGAGAAUAAUCCUAACUCUAACUACGGAGUGAUCGGGAUCUCAUUUGGGGGAAUGGUAGCCUGCAAUACCCUCCACGAAUAUCACAGGAAAGAAGAAAUAAUGGUACAGUUAAUUUUGUCCUCUCCUCUCGACUCCCUGAAGACGAUAACCCGACUAAACGCUCUCCGAGCUAAAUUCUUUUACAGCCUGCCUUUUGGUAAAAAAAUCAAACGAUUGAUUAGCAACAACCAAGAUGUGUUUAAAACUAAAGCUCAGAAAAAGCUCUUCAGAAGCAUAUCUCGAUCAGAAAGUGCAUCCCUCACUGAUAUUGAUAAUGUGUUCAUAGCCCCAAUGUUUGGUUACACUAAUUCUACCGAGUAUUACAAAGACAUUUGUCUUAGUCGAUGUCUUAAGGAGACAAAAACUUUCACCAUUUGCGUGAACGCUGACGAUGAUCCUUGCUAUUCAAAAGAACUAUUUCCGGUGGACCUGGUGAAGGAAAACCCCAACGUAUGUCUAAUCAGUACUGCUGCCGGAGGACACUUUGGUUUUGCUGGCCUAGGUUGGCCUUUUCAUCGGGUAACAUUCACGGACAAGCUCAUCUCUCAAAUAGUUGCCAUGAUUCAUAGCCAAUUAAAAUAAUUUAAUUUCAUAAUUUUCAUAAGUUAUUCGCUGAUUUUUACUUUAAUUGGGUUCAUUUAACGUAAAACAGUUUAUUGGUUUUAACUUUUAUAUCUUUGUAAAUAGCAAUUUUUGACUGUAUAUAGUAUAUUAUACUUAGAGUACAUUACUUAAGAAGUAAGGUUAUAAUAAAGCUCAUAGUUUUACAACUCUAAGUUACUUCCAAAAAGUAAGCUUUUUUGAUAAUGAUAUUCAUAUAUAAAAAUAAUAUUUAACUGUAUUAGAUUUAAUUGGAGUCAUGAAAAAAAAACUGUAAAAUGAUGCAGCUCAAUAUUUAUACAUCUCCUGGGUACUAUGCAAAAUUGAAGUGAGACCUUCCAACUUUAAACUUUUGUCCCUUGUAGUUAAAUCGUAUUUUAUUUACAUUGAGUCUGACCCAAAAUCCCUCCCGUGAACUAUGUAAAACUAAAAGUGAACCUAACGAUGUCUAACUUCUUUAUUGUUUAGGGUUCAUUAUUAUAAUAAUUUGUUAGUUUUAAAAUGAUGAUAACGAUUGGUUCAGGCAGCUGUUACAGUGCUGAGCUCAUUAUGAUGAUAAAUCUUGAUAAUGAAUAAAUGUGAGUGAUAUUUCAUUAGUUCAUAUUAUGUUAACAGUUUUUAUAGGUUUAAAUACUGUCGGGGUAUUCCUAUUUGAAUAUUAGUACCGUUUAUUUAAUUUUUGUACUCUAAUUAUCAAAAUGUAUUUGAAUGUUUAAAAUGUUCUAAAUCUUAUCUGCUAUUAUUAAACAGAUGUCCCUUAUCUGUAUCACGACAAAAGUCCUUUAUGUCAUUUCGGACAUUUUUAGAAAAAUUCAUUCCAUUAAAGCACACUCGUAUAUUUUUCGCCACUUCAAAAAUCUAUAAUUCAAUUGACUGCCAUAUAACUUCAUUUAAAAAGAAUAUUAACUUGUUUUUAAAGAUUAAAAUAUGGUAUAUUUUUAUUUUAAUCGCCACCAAAGUGGUUUGAUACAAUUUCAACUCUGUGAUACUAACCCGUUACUCUAAAUCUAGGGUUACUCGAUUUUUGUACAAUGCACUGUAUAAUUAUUUAGAUAUGCGUUUAGUAAUUUAUUUGGUAACUCCGUCAAGCAGUUUUGCCGGCAGCAAGCAGGGUGACUAAGAUCAAAUUAUUAUUUGAAUUAAAUUGGUUUUAAAUUUUUGAAUUUCU
Molecule: messenger RNA, 2391 nt
Organism: Bolinopsis microptera
Lineage: Eukaryota; Metazoa; Ctenophora; Tentaculata; Lobata; Bolinopsidae
Product: phospholipase ABHD3-like
Exons: 10
Coding region: 42-1205 (387 amino acids)
Biological process (GO): medium-chain fatty acid biosynthetic process; medium-chain fatty acid catabolic process
Molecular function (GO): acetylesterase activity; monoacylglycerol lipase activity
Source: RefSeq, a predicted model, not a curated record